GCCCGCAAGCGAAAAAGUUCUGUAUCUUGAAGUCUUGAGCUGGGCCCUCUUAGAGUUCGCCCACCAAACCAAACCAAUGCCUCCUCGCGUUUCCGUAACACUUCUCUCUCUCUAACGGCUCGGCUCCGCCUCCCACCACCACCUGGGUUGCCGUCAGUGCAGUGCUCGCCUGAUCGCCGUCGGGGGUCGCCGGCGAACUCUCCGGUCAUUCGUCGCCGUGAACGUGCCGCGAAGGUUCUCGCUCCCCUCGUUGCCGGCGUUCCCUCUCUUGGGUUGUCUGAAUCUCUCCGUAUCCGUGCUCAUUGGGCAGUUGGGUCCGGCGGCUCUGCCCCUAAGAAGACGUGACGGUCCGGCGACUACUCCAAGUCUCUUCAGGGGGGAAAAAUGACGAACGACCAAAAUGAAGAUAAGCAAGCUUCUAGCCCCUCGGCUGUUGGCUUGAAAGAAAUGGUGGAAGAACAAUAUCGGAAGAUAAAAGAGAAUGCAGAAACAUAUCCUUACGUUUGGGCUUCAUAUAUUCUAGUUUACGGAGGAUUCGCUCUUUGGACAACAUAUAGGUGGAGAAAGCUUCGGAGGACUGAGGACAGAGUUCGAGUCCUUCAAGAAAGACUUCGCAAACUCGUCGAAGCUGAAGAAUCAGCAAGCUCUGUAUCAUCGGUGCAAAAGGGUCAGCAAUCUUCGGUUGCAUCAGUAGAGAAGGGCUCUUCAUCGGGCGCAACACCACCACCUACUAAAUAGGGUCCCCGUAGAUCUGCUUUCAGCUAAUGGUGGAUGAAACGCUCUCGAGUCACGGUCGACAGAUGAGACCUCCGUUUUUUUGGGAUAGUGAAAUUGCAAAUCGAUCCUCAGCCUGUCUUGGCAAUGUUUUCUUGAUCUCUGCCUAAAAACAACAUUUCAAUUACUUGGCAGUGAUGUUUUCUUUGACAGGGUGUGAGAGAUGAUUGUGUUCUUGGAAAGCAUCGGGCAAUAAAAAGGAAAAUGUUAUUUUUUGGGGUGGAUUGGAGCUUAGAUUGGUGUAAUUGUUUCAGUUGGGUUAUUGUGUUUUUCCAAAUAUAUACAUUUCGAGACUCACUCUUGAAUCAA
This is a messenger RNA of Syzygium oleosum, 1083 nucleotides long. RefSeq lists its product as uncharacterized. The coding region runs from base 385 to 738 and encodes 117 amino acids. Lineage: Eukaryota; Viridiplantae; Streptophyta; Magnoliopsida; Myrtales; Myrtaceae. The record is from RefSeq and is a predicted model, not a curated record. The transcript is spliced from 2 exons.